AUGUAUCUUUCAACAGUCCCAAACAUCGCGUCGCCUUACAUUACCUACGGAAAGCUCCUCUCCAAGCUCGCUCAGACCAAGUCCGUAAACGAAGGCCUAAAAGUCCACGCCCACCUCAUCAAAUCCGGACUAUUCGAGGGCGACAAACACCGCAGUCAUUUGGUGAACCUGUACGCAAAGUGUAAGUUCUUCGGCCACGCACGGAACUUGAUCGACGAAAGUCCCGAGCCGGACUUUGUCUCCUGGUCCUCGCUGGUCUCCGGGUACGUCCAGAAUGGGCUUGGAAAGGAGGCCAUUCUCUCCUUUCGCGAGAUGCGAUCUCUGGAUGUCAGGUGCAAUGAAUACGCCUUGCCCAGCGUGCUCAAGGCUUGUUCAGAAACAAAGAACUUCACCUUCGGGAAACAGGUUCAUGGACUCGUGCUCGUGACAGGUUUCGGGUCGGAUGUGUAUGUUGCAAAUACUUUGGUAGUUAUGUAUGCAAAAUGUAAUAAUUUUUUGGGUUGCAAGAGAUUGUUUGAGGAUAUAGAGGAGAGGAAUGUGGUCUCCUGGAAUACUUUGCUUUCGUGUUACGCUCGGGCAGAUUUUUUUAGUGAGGCAAUGGGUUUGUUUGGGGAGAUGGUUUGUGGUGGAGUUAGGCCGGAUGAGUACUGCUUGUCGACUGUGUUGAACGCUGCAGCGGGGCUUGGAGAUAUCGAUCAGGGGAAGAAGGUUCAUGGCUAUCUUAUAAAGCUUGGUUAUGAAGGUGAUCAGUUCUCUCUGAAUGCGUUGGUUGAUAUGUACACAAAAGUGGGCGAUUUUAAAGAUGCAAUUGAUGUUUUUGGUAAUAUUCCGGAACCUGAUAUAGUUUCUUGGAAUGCGCUAAUUUCUGGUUGUGUAUUGCAUGGAUAUUACGACCAAGCUUUGGCAUCUUUAGAACGAAUGCAGAGAUCAGGUGUAAACCCGAAUGUGUUUACGUUACCAAGCGCCCUUAAAGCAUGCGCGGCGUUAGCUGAUAGGAGAUUGGGCAAACAAUUGCAUGCCAGGUUGAUUAAGAUGGAGAUAAUGAUGGAUCCAUUUGUUUUUGUAGGCCUAAUUGACAUGUAUUGCAAGUGCCAACUGAUGAAACAUGCAUUAAUGGUGUACCGUUUGAUGCCAGAGAAAAACUUGGUGGCAAUGAAUGCAAUGAUCGCUGGGCAUACACAAAAUGGGGAGAAUUGGGAAGCUUUAACCCUGUUUACGGCUAUGUACAAUCAAGGAAUGGAAUUUAAUCAGGCAACUUUACUAGCUGCCCUGAAUACAGUUGCUAGUUUGGAGGCGCUUAUUGUCUCCAAACAGAUUCAUGGACUCAUUGUGAAAUCUGGCUACCAAGCUGAUAGUUUCAUUUUAAACAGCUUGGUCGAUGUGUAUGGAAAAUGCAAGCAGGUUCAUGAUGCGGGUAGGAUUUUUGAAGAAUGCCCGGUUUGGGAUUUACCAUCUUAUACCUCGUUAAUGACGACCUAUGCUCAAUGUGGACAAGGGGAAGAAGCUUUAAAGCUCUAUCUAAAGGUUCUGGACAGGGGUCUUGCACCAGAUUCUUUUAUUUGCAGUUCUCUACUCAAUGCCUGUGCAAAUUUAUCAGCUUACGUACAGGGGAAGCAAAUCCAUGUUCAUGUCCUGAAGCUGGGGUUCAUGUCUGAUUCUUUUGCUGGGAAUUCACUUGUCAAUAUGUAUGCCAAAUGUGGAAGUAUAGAGGAGGCGGGUCGUGCUUUUGAUGAGGUUCUUGAGAAAAGUGUCAUAUCAUGGUCCGCAAUGAUUGGUGGGCUCGCACAACACGGCCAUGGUAAACAGGCACUUCAUUUGUUCGAUGAUAUGUUGAAAGACGGUGUUUCCCCCAAUCACGUGACAUUAGUCAGUGUUCUUAGUGCCUGUAACCAUGCCGGUCUAGUUGAAGAGGCCCAAUUGUAUUUUGACACAAUGAAAGAGAGAUUUGGCAUCGAUCGAACUCAAGAACAUUAUGCUUGCAUGAUUGAUGUUCUUGGCCGGGCGGGGAAGUUGGAUAGAGCAAUGAAUCUGGUGAACGGUAUGCCAUUUGAAGCAAAUGGGGCCAUUUGGGGGGCGCUUCUAGGGGCUGCCAAAACCCACAAGAACGUGGAUCUUGGGGAGCAUGCAGCCAACAUGCUUCAAACCCUAGAACCCGAAAAAUCAGGGACCCAUGUUCUCUUGGCAAAUAUCUAUGCCUCAGCAGGAUUAUGGGAUAAUGUUGCAAAAGCACGAAGAUUAAUGAAGGAUAGCAACGUGAAGAAGGAGCCGGGGAUGAGCUGGAUGGAGGUGAAAGAUAACAUACACACAUUCAUAGUCGGGGACAAAAGCCAUCCUAGAAGUGAAGAGAUUUAUGCAAAACUUGAGGAAUUGGGACGCAAGAUGGAAAAAGCCGGCUAUGUUCCUAUGUUAGAAACUGACCUCCAUCACGUGGAGAAGAAAGAGAAGGAACUCCUGCUCUCGUUUCACAGUGAAAAACUUGCGGUGGCUUUUGGACUGAUUGUGACCCCACCAGGAGCCCCCAUUAGGGUGAAGAAGAAUCUCCGCAUAUGUGUGGACUGCCACACGGUGUUCAAGUACAUAUAUAUUGGUAAAGUACAUACAUUUCGGAGCUUCAACCAUGUGGAUAUAAUUAAAAGCCCUUAUUGUGAUGCUGAGAAUAGAGAUUUUCGGCUAGGAAUCUACAACAAUAUACCUGCAGCUAUGGAAAAUCCCUCGGUUGAACCCAAUGAGCCUCCUAACAAUACAAUUAUGAUAGAUGUGACAAAAGUUAUGCGCAAGGCAUUUGUGUGGUAUGCCUCAUAUGGGUCAAAUAUGGACAUGCAGAGAUUCCUCUGCUACAUUGAAGGUGGACAGGUUGUGGGUAUGGAGAGACCUUAUGAAGGAAGUAGGGACAAGACUAGACCCCAGAGUACAAGAUGGGUAACUGCUAAUUAUCGUAUGUUUUUUGGACGUAACCACACAAAGGCGUGGGGCCCAGGUGGUGUUGCGUUCCUUGAACUACACAAAGAUAGGAAGCACAAAUCGCAUAUCCGCAUUUACAAAAUCAGUCUUCAACAGUUCAAUGAUGUUAUGAGACAAGAGAAUAGUGGAAAAUUUGUUAAGAAUUUUCCCUUGUUCACCUGGACUGACUUGAUGUCCAUCAGGCAUAGAGGGUACAUAUUCAUGAAGGCUAUCAAGGCAGGCUGGUACCGGACAGUUGUAUACAUGGGAGACGUAGAGAUGAUUCCGGUGUUGACAUUUACAUGCUCGCCAUCAGUAAUCGAAGACUUCAGGUCAGGGAAACGUCCCCUGUGCGCACCAUCGAAGGGUUACACAGAUAUCUUGAUGAAGGCACUUGUUGAACAAGCAAAGCUUCCAGUGCAAGUAGCAAGGAACUACAUAAGGGAUUCUUAUGAAAAGACUCUUAAUGGCUCUCAUUCUUGCAAUAGAAAAUACCCAAUUGGUGGAGAACAGAGCGCCUUUUAUAUUCCCAAGAUUUCACUUUUCAGCAUUUGCUUUUCAUUUCCGAAACUUUGGGCAGCUUCAAAAUUCAAACUCGAAGUCACCCCAGCAGUCCUAUUAUCGUCCCUGUUGAGUUUCAAAACGGAAGCAGAAAUGGAGGUUGAUAAUGGGACUGAGAGGUCUUUGAGCAUAAACAACGACGAUGCUACUCCAAAACAUCGGCGCGUGGGUCUGAUAUAUGACGAGAGGAUGUGUAAACACUACGCGCCUGAUGAGGAUCACCCAGAAUGUCCGGAUCGCAUUCGGGUCAUCUGGGACAGCCUCAAUUCAUCUGGGCUUGCGAAAAGAUGUGUGAUUCUGGAUGCCAAGGACGCUGAGGACAAACAUCUGGCUUUGGUUCACACCAAACACCAUAUCGACUUGGUUAAGAAUAUUAGCUCCAAAUACUCCAGCUCCAAGAGAAAAAGACUUGCUUCAAAAUUUAACUCUAUUUAUUUCAAUGAAGGCUCAUCUGAAGCUGCUUAUCUUGCUGCGGGCUCUGUCAUAGAGGUUGCUGAUCAAGUUGCUAAAGGAGAACUUGACUCAGCAUUUGCUAUUGUGAGGCCUCCUGGACACCAUGCAGAAGAAAACGAACCAAUGGGAUUUUGCCUAUACAACAAUGUUGCUAUUGCCACAAGUUAUCUACUGAAUGAAAGAAUAGAUUUGGGGAUCAAGAAAAUUCUGAUUGUUGACUGGGAUGUGCAUCAUGGGAAUGGUACUCAGAAUAUGUUCUACAAUGACCCCAGAGUACUUUUCUUCUCAGUUCAUAGGUUUGAUUAUGGGACUUUCUAUCCAGCUGGUCAUGAUGGCUCAUAUAUCAUGACUGGGGACGGGCCAGGUGCUGGAUACAAUAUUAAUGUCCCUUGGGAGAAUGGUAGAUGUGGAGAUGCUGAUUAUAUCGCUGUUUGGGAUCAGAUAUUAGUCCCUGUUGCUAAGGAUUUCAAUCCGGAUAUGAUAAUUGUCUCUGCUGGAUUUGAUGCAGCCAUAGGAGAUCCUUUGGGAGGCUGCCGUCUUAGUCCUUAUGGCUACUCAGUUUUGCUUCACAAGUUGAUGGAGUUUGCUGGAGGAAGAAUUGUAAUGGCGCUUGAAGGGGGAUAUAAUCUUAAAUCAAUAGCAAAUUCAGCCCACGCAUGCGUUGAGGUAUUGCUUGAGGGCAAGCCUAUUGAUGGCUCCCUUGAAGCUUAUCCUUUUGAAUCUUCUUGGCGUGUGAUACAAGAGGUACGUCAACAUUUAAAAACAUAUUGGCCAGCACUUGCUGCUGAAUUACCAGGGAAGGUGAUUAAUAAAACAUCUCCAGUCGUGAUAUCAAGCUCCGACUCUGAAGACGAGCAUGAAAAUAUUCCAUCACAAGAAGUUCAGAAUAUUGAUGACGUUACACAACAUUUGAUGAACUUGAAAGUCGAAGAUGGUCAAGAACGCGAAGCAACUUCUGUUUCGUCUUCAUGGAGAUCGGACCUUUCUAAAGUUUAUGUUUGGCUGGAGCAAUUUAAUGAUGUGCUGCUUCAGGAGAAUGUUUCGAACUAUGACAUGAGUCAGCCGCUAUUUGAUUUGAGUGCGUUACACGCUAUACAAACUGAAAAGUCCUUCUCAGCAGAGCCAGUCAAAAGAGGCUGGUACCACAAUGUUGUUUAUUUGGGAAAGGAGAACGAUAUUCCAAUUCUCACAAUGACGUGCACUCUUUCGCACGUUAAUGACUUCAUAUCUGGUAAAUUCCCGAUCAACCCACCAUGCAAAGAGUAUGCUAAUACGUUGGUUAAAGGGCUUGUGGAGGGAAAGCAGCUCUCCGAAAACAAAGCCAUUGCUUACAUACAAGAAGCAUCUACGAAGCCCCUUGUUUAG
Messenger RNA from Striga asiatica, 5319 nucleotides. The record is from the annotation of a GenBank genome assembly. Lineage: Eukaryota; Viridiplantae; Streptophyta; Magnoliopsida; Lamiales; Orobanchaceae.